This is a messenger RNA of Coccomyxa subellipsoidea C-169, 2505 nucleotides long. Its product is annotated as glycoside hydrolase. The record is from RefSeq and is a predicted model, not a curated record. Gene Ontology annotation, molecular function: hydrolase activity, hydrolyzing O-glycosyl compounds. The coding region runs from base 1 to 2505 and encodes 834 amino acids. NCBI's taxonomy places the organism in Eukaryota, Viridiplantae, Chlorophyta, Trebouxiophyceae, Coccomyxaceae. The transcript is spliced from 14 exons. Gene Ontology annotation, biological process: carbohydrate metabolic process.
AUGCUUUCCUUGACAUUCCUUUGUGACUUUCAGGUCUCCAGGCGGGACUGCCUCCUGGUUAUGGCGCUGGCUGCAGUCCUGAGCCAGGCAGCUGCAGAGCAAGCAGCCGCGGAGCAGGCAGUCACCAUUGAGGGGUACAAUGCCGCGGGCAUUACUUCUUCCAACUAUCCCAAGCAGAUCAGCAAGGGCCAGAGGGCCGUCAUCGACUCUGUGCAACAGGCUCUGGGCUCCAGUGACAUCACUACUCCCAAGCUGGACAGCAAUCCCAACCCUCCAGUCGAGUCUCCUCCCAUCAAGGUCCCUGAGACUGUGGCUGCUGAGUGGCACAACAUUGCGCGCCCGGCGGAUGCACAGUGUGCGGUGGCCCUGAAGCCGUACCUGAUCUACUCCAAUGCAUACGACUACAUUUCCCCAGACUUCUCCAAAGCCCCCACAGCGGCCCAGGUGCCUACUGCAUACAGGGGAGCCGUGGACCUCACACUGUUCAGCGCAGGGACCUCGCCAAUCAAGGCUCCUUACACAAUUACUGUGACCUCGCCAAUGUACAACUCCGUCCUGAAUGUGUACAAUGCUGCCCUGGGCGAUUCCACCAAUGGCACCGCCUCCUUCCAGGUCACUUCGUCUGAUCUGGACCUGCUGGCAGAUUUCAGCAACAUGGUCAAUGUGACAUAUUUCAUCGACGCCAAGUCUCAGGAUCUUGCGCCGAGCAGCGUCUCCAUCAAUGGGCAGCUGUGCAGCGUGCAGCUCAACAUCACCUUGAGCAACGUGGUGCCCCCAACCACUGAUCAAACAGAAACCUUCGCUGCUUCUGCUGCGGUCGAACAAUCCACGAUCCUGUACAACACGCAGCCGUCCUCCUACACCACCAGCUGCACUCCAGUCACAGACGUGCAAGUCGGCCAGAGUGUCAUCCCCCCAGGCACUAACAUUCCCACCAACGCCCGGCCACCUCCGCAGGCUGUGCCGUCAGGCGGCAACUCGGGCACAUGCAAUGCUCUGGUGCCAAACAACUCUGGCUACAACCGCUUCCUGUGGUCCGUCAAGUUCCUUGUGGACAAUGGCUUCUUGGUGCUGAUCGACAACCAUCUGAAUCUGGACUCCACUGCCGUGGACAACCCCACCCAGUGGAAGAACUACUGGGUCAACCUGAUGACUGGCAUCAUUGGCAUGGGCAAGAAGUACCAGGACUCUGUCAUGGUGGACAUACUCAAUGAGCCAGACUCCCGCGGCCUUUCGUGGAACACCGUUUCCCCUCUGUACCUUGCCGCCAUGGAUGCCAUCUAUGCGAUAUCUCCCUCGACCCUGUUCUUCGUGGAGGGUGUGGGCCAGCUGGGGUAUGCCAUGUGCUGGGGUGAUGGCUUUGUCACGGACAACACCCUGAUCCAGAACUUUGGCCUAACCGACCCCAAGCCCUUCCUCAACACCGUCAAGACCAAGGGCUACAGGAAUAACCUUGUCAUCUCCCCCCACUACUACCCGCCCUCCAUCUCUGGCCAGCGCUCCGACUACACCGGGGUGGGGCUCUUUACAAAGAUGCAGAAUUCCUUCGGAUACCUCACCUCUGGGCAGGGCUACGGGGGCCAGAUCUACGCAGUGGCAUUUGGCGAGACUGGCUCCUUCUACACAGCGGCGAAUGACAUCGCCAUGCUGGCUGACAUGGCGCGCUACAUGCGCAACGAUUACUCAUCCCUGGGCGGCAGCUACAGCGCAGCCAGCUUCCCCCACGCCAACAUCCCCCACAUGUACUGGUGGGACUGGAAUGCCAACUCCGGCGACACCGGCGGAAUCGUGCAGGACGACUGGAAGACGAUCAUCUGGUCCAAGAUCAACUGGCUGAUUGGUGCCAUCAACCUGACCCCCUGGUACCUCACCUACAAUGGGGGCGGCCCCUCUCCGCCACCUCCAGUGGUAAGCUGUUCCCACGCCAACCCCUGCGCCAACCCCCCAGCCGACCCCACCACCGUCAAAUCCUACACCGACCCCCACGCCCACCCCCAAGCCGCCGACUCCAACGCCUACAAGCACCCCCAAGCCACCGACUCCAACACCUACAACCACCCCCAACCCACCGACUCCAACGCCUACAACCACCCCCAAGCCACCAACUCCAACACCUACAUCCACCCCCAAGCCACCAACUCCAACGCCUACAGCCACCCCCACCCCCACGAACACCCCGCCACCUGGCACCAGCGCUUGCACUAUCACCUACACCCUCAAUUCUGCGCGGUGUCGAAUGGCGGUGCUGGGAGGAUCAACGCACCAUACACGCUUAGCAUCUACAGCCCCAACUACGCGCUGAUCGCCGGCCAGGCCUGGAACUGGGGAGCCAGCGGCUCUGCCAACAGCGGCACAAUCAGCGGCGCUGUGAGCCAGACAUGGCAGAGCCUGCCGCCAGGCGGCACAGUUGGAGGCAUUGGCGCCAACAUCUGGGCCACAACAAACAACCUGGCCCCCACAGCAGGCUCCAUCAACGGCGUUCCGUGCAUCAUCAAGAGGGGCUGA